Messenger RNA from Drosophila mojavensis, 3084 nucleotides. RefSeq lists its product as uncharacterized. The record is from RefSeq and is a predicted model, not a curated record. The coding region runs from base 1076 to 2779 and encodes 567 amino acids. The transcript has 8 exons. Lineage: Eukaryota; Metazoa; Arthropoda; Insecta; Diptera; Drosophilidae.
ACGUUGAUAAUGUCAAAACGUUUGGUUCGCUGUGCUGCUGCUGCUCAUGCUGUUGCUGCUGUCGCCGCCGCCGAUGCUGCUGCUGCUGCCGCUGCUGCUACCAACGACGACGUCGUCAAUACGCUAGGACAACAACACGAAAAUAACAUCAAAACAACAACAACAACAAAACAAACCGAUGCACUGGUCGCUCCAGCAGCAUAAAUAAAUAACAAUAAACGAACCACAAGCACAACAAUUGAUAAACAAUGCAUAAAAAAUAAUUUAUACACCAAUAAAGUUUAACAACAAAAUGCAGCCAAUGGCAAAGUGUCAGAAAUUUUGAGAAUUAAUAUUUCACUAGAGAUUUGUGUGCCAAAAAGCGAAACAUUUUAUGUUUUUUUUUCCCACAACUUUUGUGUGUUUUCGGAGCAAACACAGUUCUCAUUGGUUAUUCUUUACAUUUUUUGCGUUGCGCGUAAAAUGAUGAAAAAUAUGUGAAAAAUGCGCUACAACAACAUUUGAGGCACUCACGUAGGUGAAACACGGUCCGGUCUCGCUCUCAAUAACGUUCUGGCUCUGGAUGCCGGUUCCCGGUCUCAAACCACAAUCUCAAAGUUCAAAUCCCACAACGACGUCAACGCUGUGUUUAACCCGUGUGUGCGAGUUUACAAGUGUGUGUGUGUAUGUGCGGACUGUGUGUGUAUUUUUAUACAAGACUUCAACGUUGUGUAACACUGUAACGUGCUAAAUUUAUUAAUUUAUUGCCACUGACUGCAAAUAAACAAAAGCAACAACAACAACUACAAAGAGCAACAUAACAUCUACAAUUUGUUAUGCCCCAAAGUUGGUUUCGCUGACUCGAUAUAAAUCGGAAAUAUAGACAGCCAGACAACGUUGGCCCACAAAGUGGCUCAAAUACAAUUGACAUUUAUUGGCCAAUAUAUAUUUAUAAGGCUUUCGCCCAAAGGAAGCGCCCGCCGCUACGCCAGACACAAUACAACGCGCAACUGAGUGAACUAUAAAAAAUACAUAUAUACAUAUACUUAUACAAAUAUAUUUAUAUAUAUAGUGAAAGAAAAACUAGGUUUAUUGUAUGGCGAUGAUGUUGUCAAUGCUGCAUAAGAACUGGCAGCAGGCUCGCAUGCAAAUGCUAAGCAGAAGGACGAACAGGACAACAGCCAGCACAAUGCCAUCAUCCUGUGGGCAACGUGGGCGUGCCCAGACAACAAAAACAACAGCAACAACAACAGCAGGCAGCAGCUGCAUAUGCUGGCUGGCUAUGCUGCUACUCUUGCUGUUCGUGCCGGAUUUUAUUGUGGCGCUCAAGGAUGUUUCGGUUAGGAUACCGCAGGCGGUUAAACGUGGCAGCAACGCCUUGUUCACCUGUAAUUAUGAUAUGGAAAACGAUACGCUUUAUUCGGUUAAAUGGUAUAAAGGCAAGCGUGAGUUUUAUCGCUACACACCCAAAGAGAAUCCGGCAAUGAAAGUGUUUGCCAUGACAAGUGGCCUCAAUGUUGAGCGCAACCUCUCGAAUCAAAGUCAUGUCGUGCUGCAGUCGGUGCCGCUGAAUAUUUCGGGCAAAUUUACAUGCGAAAUAUCUGUGGAGGCGCCCACAUUUCAAACAGCUAUGGUCUCCGGCGAAAUGGAGGUGGUGGAGUUACCGGAAGAGCAUACAGUGGUUACCGGCAUACAGGCACGUUAUCGCAUUGGCGAUUUGGUCGACGGCAAUUGCUCAAUUAAAUACUCGAAACCGGCUGCUAAUUUGACAUGGACUAUUAAUGGUAUUGUGGUGCCGCCGCAUCACAUCAAGACUUAUCAGAUUGAGAAACAAGAGAAUAGCACACUGGAAUCGGUGACAAGUGCCAUACACUUUAUGGUAACCACACAGCAUUUUCUCAAGGGUCAAAUGAGGCUGAAAUGCACGGCCAACAUAUUUGACAUAUUUAAAGAGGAAAUCGAGAGCAUUAUCGAAGAGGAUCGACCCAGAAUUAUGGCCUCGGGCCGAUCAUAUGAUAUCAACAAUUACCCAAUGGAAGAUCAUGGCAACAGGCAUGGCGAUCGGGAGCGGGGCGGCUAUGAGGAGCAUAAUGAGUCAUAUCUGACCUACUCAUCGACGGAUAACGGUGCGUCGGGCGCUUCGAGCGCUGCUCAGGCAUUCUUUUGGCACGUUUGGUUAUUGAAGCUUAUGGAGGCGUUGCCAUUGCAGCACAUGGCAAAGCUGCACCGACACAUCAACAGGCAUCUGGCAAAGUGGGCGUGUCACUUUGAUGCGUACACCACAUGGCUAAGCGUUGCACUCGCACUGCCGCCCCUCUGCCGGCUGUGGAUGGGCCAUCAAAUUAACAACUGUCAAUAUGCCAGCGACAGUGCAGCGACGCAACAGACGGCUAGCGACGGCGACGGUGGCAGAGAUGGCAGCAACGAUGGCGACGGCGACGGCGACGUUGCCAAUGUGACAAUGUCAAAGACAGCGCCAAGUGAGAGCGACAAAUGCUUUUAUAAUUGUCAAAUGGCAUUGGCAACACUUUUGCAACGUAAUAAUGAUGAUUACGACGUUGAUGAUGAUGAUGAUGUUGACGAUAGUGCUAUCGCUGAUGUUGCUGAUACUGAUGAUGUUGAUGAUGAUGAUGAUGAGGGCAAUUCUGGCGUUGAUUUAACUGCAGCUGCAGACCGAGCAACACUAAAGCGCCAACAUCAACAGCUGUCAGCGACACUUGCUAAAGUGGGCGCGGCCUCGCAGCCGGAUCAACGAUUAUUGAUGACAUGCCCAAAGCUAGCAGCGGCAGCGCCAUGCUGAUGCUAAAUUGAUGAUGAAAUGCAUUUCGAAAAGUAGCUUAAGGUGCUGCCAUGCGAACGAAUGGGCACAUUUCUCUUAACCAUAUUUGUUUCUUUCUCUUAUUUGUUUUUACACGCGCAAUAAUUAAUGUCACAAGCGGCAAACAGCAAAACAAAACAAAAAUAAAAAAGGAAAUUUACAGUUCGCCCUGGCUAAAACGCACCUAAGACGUUGUGAAGCCAAUUUUGGGAGAAGCAAAACAAAGAAAAGCAAAGAGAAGCUUAAGUAUAUUAUAGUAUAUUAAGAGAGUGUAACUGGUAAUAUGU